Messenger RNA from Hibiscus syriacus, 1812 nucleotides. RefSeq names its product polyamine oxidase 1-like. The coding region runs from base 47 to 1522 and encodes 491 amino acids. The record is from RefSeq and is a predicted model, not a curated record. Lineage: Eukaryota; Viridiplantae; Streptophyta; Magnoliopsida; Malvales; Malvaceae. The transcript is spliced from 9 exons. Gene Ontology annotation, molecular function: polyamine oxidase activity. Gene Ontology annotation, biological process: polyamine catabolic process.
AAAUUCAAAUACAGACAAAGCACACACUCCGUUUCUCUCUUUCUCAAUGGACUCCGCUUCUCGCUCCGCCGUCAUCAUCAUCGGCGCCGGCGUAUCCGGUAUAUCGGCGGCGAAGGCUUUGGCCGAGAACGGAAUUGCGGAUUUGCUGAUUCUGGAAGCGUCCGAUAGGAUUGGCGGUAGAAUCAGGAAAGAAAGUUUCGGAGGCGUGUCAGUGGAGCUCGGAGCGGGUUGGAUCGCCGGUGUAGGCGGUAAAUCGUCAAAUCCCGUUUGGGAGAUCGCGGCUAAAUUUGGCCUCCGAACAUGCUUCUCCGACUACAGUAAUGCUCGCUAUAACAUCUAUGAUCAGAGCGGGAAGAUAUUUCCGAGUGGAAUCGCCGCUGACUCGUACAAAAAAGCGGUGGACUCGGCGCUACAGAGACUGAGGGACCUUGAGUCAAAUUGUGUCGAGGAGACUAUUCCCAAUGGAGCCGAGUCACCUUUAACACCGAAGACACCGAUAGAGCUCGCAAUUGACUUCAUAUUACACGAUUUCGAGAUGGCAGAGGUGGAACCAAUAUCAACAUACGCAGAUUUUGGGGAAAGAGAAUUUUUGGUGGCAGAUGAUAGGGGUUAUGAUUAUUUACUGUAUAAAAUGGCUGAGGAUUUUCUAUUUACAUCGGAGGGGGAAAUCCUGGAUAAUCGCCUUAAACUAAACAAGGUUGUCAGGGAAUUACAGCACUCGAGGAACGGCGUUACGGUGAAAACAGAGGAUGGUUGCGUUUACGAAGCCAACUACGUCAUUUUGUCCGCUAGCAUUGGUGUUCUCCAAAGCGACCUCAUUUGCUUCAGGCCUCCCUUGCCGUACAGGUGGAAAACAGAGGCCAUUGAGAAAUGUGAUGUGAUGGUAUACACUAAGAUCUUCCUCAAGUUCCCGUAUAAGUUCUGGCCAUGUGGACCUGACAAAGAGUUCUUCAUCUAUGCUCACGACCGUAGAGGCUAUUACACGUUUUGGCAGCACAUGGAGAAUGCAUACCCCGGUUCGAGUAUCUUGGUGGUAACAUUAACCAAUGGUGAAUCAAAACGUGUGGAAGCUCAAUCCGAUGAAGAUACAUUAAAAGAAGCCAUGGGUGUGCUGAGGGACAUGUUUGGGCCCGAAAUACCUACCGCCACUGACAUCCUCGUUCCACGCUGGUGGAACAACAGGUUCCAGCGUGGCAGCUACAGCAACUACCCCAUAAUCUCCAAUAACCAAGUCGUUAAUGAUAUCAAGGCCACAGUUGGACGCAUAUUCUUCACCGGUGAACACACAAGUGAGAGAUUCAAUGGCUAUGUGCAUGGAGGAUACCUUGCGGGUAUCGACACAAGUAAAGCUUUAUUGGAGGAGAUAAGAAAGAACAAAAGUUUAUUGCUGGAGCCUCUGCUAGCAUUGACGGGGCCAUUAACUUUGACACAGUUGGACACGGUCUCGGGUCGCCAAAAAUGUGAUGUUCCGACGCAAUUAUAUCUUAAGAGCAAGCUUGGCAUUCCGGAAGCAAUCUUAUGACUAAAUGUACAUAACUUCGAAGACGACGAUGAAAAAAUGAGGUUGAAUUGGACAGACACAAUGGGUUUGGAUCCAACAGUUUGAUCGAUCCCUUACCAACAUCAACAAGACAAAAAUAGAAUGAAGGCAAUGAAUCCAUGUUUCAGUGGUGGAUUUGGAGACGAAAUGAGGGAGGGUGGGAAUCACACCACAGAUGCUAAUAGUACUUAAAAUGUUAACAUAUGAAAUUGUAAUCGAUCUCAUCCAUAAAAAUAUGACUUGAGAUUCAUUCUAAUUAACGGUUAGUGCAC